GGAAGGAGGAGUGGUUUUUCGCUUAGUCACAAAAAGCAUAUGUCAACCAAGCAGGCUGCAGUGUAAAAACAGUUUGUCACCUCAGACGUCGUUCUUGUGUAAAGUUCACAGCCUGCUUUUCCUUAAUAAACAUGGACUCUGCCUUUGAGGACCUGGACGCAGCAGGUUUCCUGGAGAUAUGGCAACACUUUGAUGCAGAUGAUAAUGGCUACAUUGAGGGCAAAGAGCUUGAUGACUUUUUCCGUCACAUGAUGAAAAGACUGCGUCCACAGGACAAAGUCACUGAAGAAGAUGUCCAGAAUUUGAAGAAAAGGUUUAUGUCUGCCUAUGAUGUCACUGCCGACGGGAAACUACAGAUUCAGGAGCUGGCCCACAUGAUCCUGCCUGAGGAUGAAAACUUCCUUUUAAUUUUCCGCAGAGAAAAUCCUCUGGACAACACUGUUGAAUUCAUGACGAUAUGGAGGAAGUAUGAUGUUGACUGCAGUGGCUACAUAUCGGCUCAGGAGCUGAAGGCUUUCCUGAAAGACUUGUUCCAGCUGCACCACAAGGAAGUGACACCGGACAAGCUGGAGGACUACACUGAUGCAAUGAUGAAAAUCUUUGACAAAAACAAGGACGGACGUUUGGAUCUGAACGAUCUGGCGAGGAUCUUAGCUUUAGAAGAAAAUUUCCUUCUCCAGUUCCGAAUGGAUAGUAAGACAGGAGCACUUGAGGGUCCUGAAGUUGAUGGCUUUGUCAAGGAUAUGAUGGGCCUUGUCAGGCCUAAUAUCACGGGUCCUGAGCUGGACAAGCUGCGAGCCGUUCUGCUGCGUCACUGUGAUGUCAACAAGGAUGGAAAGAUCCAAAGGAACGAGUUAGCUCUGUGUCUGGGAGUCAAGAUGAAAAAUUAGAGAUCUGUACUGUACUAGUGGAUUAUGAAACAAUGACGCUACGUGUGCUGUUUAAUCGAUAAUAAAUGAUAGCUAGUGGAAUGCUGUGUUAUGCUCUAAGUCAAGUUGCUAAGUUAUUAAAGGUCAG
Molecule: messenger RNA, 1017 nt
Organism: Neolamprologus brichardi
Lineage: Eukaryota; Metazoa; Chordata; Actinopteri; Cichliformes; Cichlidae
Source: RefSeq, a predicted model, not a curated record